Manihot esculenta (cassava) is the source of this 1806-nucleotide messenger RNA. RefSeq lists its product as uncharacterized. Gene Ontology annotation, molecular function: calcium ion binding. Bases 152 to 1609 code for a protein of 485 amino acids. Gene Ontology annotation, cellular component: endoplasmic reticulum. Gene Ontology annotation, biological process: endoplasmic reticulum calcium ion homeostasis. Lineage: Eukaryota; Viridiplantae; Streptophyta; Magnoliopsida; Malpighiales; Euphorbiaceae. The transcript has 3 exons. The record is from RefSeq and is a predicted model, not a curated record.
AGAGAUCUUGGCGUCAUUCCCCAAGUCCCAUCUUCCACUUCGUUUCUUCAGUCACCGAUGACUCUCUCUCCGCCAUCACAACCACCGUCAUCCUCUCGCUUUUGUCUCUAGGAAACCUCAAAUAUCCAGGAAAAUUACCCGAUCCACCGAAAUGACCCGAACCACUUCCUUUCUCCGAUUUCUCUCUCUCUUCUUCCUCCUACUUUUUAUCUUUUCUCCCUCUUAUGGUGCCGCUGAUUCCCAUUUCGAAGGUUUCGAAGCUGAAGAGGACGAUGUCGUAGAGGAAACCAUAGACCAUGGCUCCUUUAAACUCACUGAUCUUCCCUUAACUCGGACCGAUUUACCGCGUGCUCCAAUCCCAGAUCCUGUAUUGGAAAAUUCUGAAGUGAACCCGAGUUCCGACUUGGAUUCUCAAUCUUCGAAACCACAACCGGAUCAGUUGAAACCCUCUUCUCCACCAUCGACCACCACCUUUGAAUACUGGGACGAAGAUGAAUUCGAAGGUGUCCCUGUUCAUCAACCUCCGCCGGAGACACCCAAAGAUGAGGAAUCUACCGUUCCUGCUGAUAAUCAAAACACAGAUCCAAAACCAAAGACGAUUUUUAAGAAGCAGCAAUCCUAUACAGUGGAGAUUUUUUUCGUCUCUUUCUUGAUCAUGUUCAUUAUCAAUUACUUCACUGGGAAACGCGAAAAUGAGAAUUUGGCGCUAUCUUGGGCAGCAAAAUUCGCUACCAAAGACUCGAUUUUCGAGAAGAAUUUUAGCCUGCUCGGCGUUGGGGAAGGCGAUGAUUCGCCGCUGUUGUUGAAAGAAGGGCAGAGCGUUUUCAAGUUUUAUGCUAGUGGUCGUAGGUACUGUCAAGGGUUAUUGGCUACCAUGGAAUUGAAAAGCAGGCACGAUUUGAUUGCAAGGAUCUAUAAUAUGAUAGUACCUUGCAAGGAUGAGAUUACUUUCGAGGUUUAUAUAAAUGAUGAUGCAAUGGAUCAUGUGGUUUUCGCGCUGGCAAAGAAGAAGGCGGCUAAAAGUAUGCAGAAAGAGGUGAGGGAUUUGCAGAGAUUUGCAGGAAUUGUUGCGCAGCCACCUAGUGGCAGGAAAUGGGUGUCUGAGGAAUUGGGUGUUAUUUCAGAGUCCAAGGAGGUUGCUGGGGAUUUGAUAACUGAGGCUGUGCUUGAGCAGGUUUUUGGUGAAAAAGCGUUUGAAAAAUUUGGCAAGGGUUUCAUCUCCAUGCAUUUUUCUGAUCAACACCCUGGAACACAUAGGAAGAUGCUAUUGUUCAAGUUUGCACUCCCCAAUGCUGACAACAUGGCUGAUAUGACUCGAUUGGUAGCACUGGUUCCUUAUUACAUUGAUCUAAUUGGGCGAUACAAGUUGAGUUCCCAGGCUCGAUCUAAAACAGAGGCAGCCAGGUCAAAAGCAGCCCAAGAGGCAUACAAAGAACUUCAAAACGCGAGACAAGAAGCACUGCAAAAAAAGAAGGCAGAGAGGAAAAAAAUGCUAGAGGAGGCUGAAGCAAAGCUCAGUGCAGAUGCUAUUCGAAAGAGAGAAGCAAAAGAACGUGCUCGUCAGAUGAAGAAGGGUAUGCCAAAAAUAAAGAUGACCCGUGCUCACUAGAUUUUUAAUCCCCUCAUUGGGCAAACCUCGUAUUUUACAUUCUUCCCUCGAUCAUUUUGGUUGUUGUGGCUUCUAUAGAUUUUCUUGAUUCCAUGCUCUCACGCAGUUGUACUUGUAGUGUUUAGAAUGUGACAAAAUGCAACACUGGAAACUUGAAAUUUUUCUUAGAUGACAUAUUUAACUUGGUUUCGGGAUUA